AUGCUUCCCUUAAGAAUUUCACUCGGUCGGCAGAUUUUGAAAGUAAAAAGUUUCGUGUCACUCACUAGAAGAUAUUAUAGCCCACAGAAUGAUUUUAACUUGUCCGACGUUGCUGUACAGGCUUACUUUAAAAAGCUUCUGUUUGAACAUGAAGAGCUGUACACUAAAAUGAAAAGGACACCUGAAGAAUCAAAACGCUUUUUUGAAAUCAAGCCAAUUGUCAAUGUCUUACAGCACCGAAUAACGUUGUAUGAAAACAUCGAGUCUCUUCAAGAUCUUAUUAGUAAACAAAAAAGCAAGGACGACGAGGAUAUGAAAAAAAUGAUAAAAGAAGAAGCGCAGAUAUAUUUGAAGCGUAUGUCAGACGUCGAUCGUGAGUUACAGUCGAUUUUAUUGGAGCCGCAGUUGACAGAAGGCGCCGUGCUGGUGGAGUUAAAGGCUGGCGAAGGAGGACACGAAGCAAUGUUAUUUGCGCGAGACGUAUUUGAAAUGUAUGAACGAUAUGCAAAGUAUAAAGAUUGGGAUAUUCGCAUUGUGUCUAUCGAAAAGUCAGACAUUGGAGGUAUUCUGAAGGCUUUAAUGUUUAUUGAAGGUGUUGGUGCGCCAGAAUUGAUGAGAAUAGAGGCUGGUGCACAUCGUGUACAAAGGAUUCCGACGACAGAAAGGGGUGGCCUUAUCCAGACAAGCACUGUUUUAGUAUCAGUUUUCUCUAAACCAAGUAAUAUGGAAGCAGAUAUUUCCAAACGAGACUUGGCAAUUGAAUACAAAUCGAGUAAUAAGACUGCUACACGCAAUGGUGUACGUGUCGUUCAUACGCCAACCGGAAUAGUAGUAGAAUGUAGUGAGAAACGGUCAAAGACGAAGAAUAAAGACAUUGCUAUUGAAGCAUUAAAGACUCUUUUGUUAAAUAAGGAACAACAGGAACUGAAGAUUGAAGGAAGACCAAAGAUGGAUGCUAUUAAAAUAAAUGAUACAAUUCGAACAUAUAAUUUCCCACAAGAUCAAGUAACAGAGCACCGUGAGGGUGGUGGCACGAUUCAUAGACUUCAAGCUUUCAUGGAAGGGGAUUACAAACUGGAACAGAUGCAGCAAAAUCUUUUGAGGGAGUACAAGCGUCAAGCAUUCUUGGAGGAAAUCAGUAAUUUUUCUGAAAAACCGUCUUGUGACAAGUAA
Molecule: messenger RNA, 1173 nt
Organism: Helicoverpa zea (corn earworm)
Lineage: Eukaryota; Metazoa; Arthropoda; Insecta; Lepidoptera; Noctuidae
Product: peptide chain release factor 1-like
Exons: 2
Coding region: 1-1173 (390 amino acids)
Biological process (GO): translational termination
Molecular function (GO): translation release factor activity
Source: RefSeq, a predicted model, not a curated record